AUGUUGUAUCUGGUUUUUGUAUUCUUGACGUUGUGCCGCAUCAUAACUUCAGAUAUGACCACUGAAGAGGUCCAAUUCCUUAAUGAGUUGACCAUAGACAAGUUGUUACAAUUAAAGAAUUCGCUGAAGGACUUUUCUACUGAAUAUAAUAAUGCUACUAUUAUUACGCCAGUCUAUAAGGAAAGUUUUGGUGCUCAGGCUAUGGCUUUUAAAGCGCCACUUAUAAAAAGAAUAGACCAUGAAGGUCUUUACAAAAAAGGCGGAUACAAUACAAAAAUCAAUAACCUUUUUUCGAUGUCAGUGACUACGCUAGCUUUUUUAGCUUUUGGUGGAUAUUUAUUAUGUUUAAUUGUGCAAGCUGUAAAAUCGAAACAAAAUACAGUAGUCACAACCCCGACGCCGACAAUAUUCUUUAACUCUGGUAUUAAGAGACCUCAAACAAAUUUUAAUUCAUAUGGACGGCGGAAGAGAGGAAAACGAGGAUUACAGGAAAUAGACGUCCCACCGGAAGAGUUGUUCACAGCCCUCUUAAAAUUUUGCGAAGGCUACGCUAAAUGGAGCAAAGGUCAUGAAAACAUUAAUUAA
Melitaea cinxia (Glanville fritillary) is the source of this 585-nucleotide messenger RNA. RefSeq lists its product as uncharacterized. The record is from RefSeq and is a predicted model, not a curated record. Bases 1 to 585 code for a protein of 194 amino acids. The transcript has a single exon. Lineage: Eukaryota; Metazoa; Arthropoda; Insecta; Lepidoptera; Nymphalidae.